AACAAAGAAAAGAAAGAAGGAGAAUUGAGGAUUUUAUAAGUUUGAGAUUGGAAUUUGUGAUUAUUUGAAGAAUGAAAACAAUCAAACAAUCCUUAAAACAGAAUGAAAAUGAAGCAUAUCUUAGUGGCACAUCUUAUAUCUUUUGAGAAAAGAACUGAUCCAUGGCAUGAUGAUCAGUUGGCCUCAUUUUUCAAUUGUGACACCGACACUGCAUAAAGAUUUACUGUUUGAAGAAAGAGACAGAUAGAUAGAUGAAUGGAUGAAGAAGGGGGAAUCCUUAUGGACCAUUGAAAUUGUAAAGAACACAGGCAAGAAGAUAAAAUUGAGUGGUUAAUCAACAGGCCGUAUGAAGGCCUCCUUUAUUAUGGUGAGAGUUAAUUUGAAGAACGUGUUUAGGGCCCCAAAGCCGCCGUUCAUCUGCCCCCACCCUCCAUUGAUGAUUGUUAUCUCAUGUUUUUCUUUUGUCUUCUUCUUCUUCCCCUUAAAAGAUGUAAAGAAAAAUUCAUCCAAUUAGUAGACUCCACCUCUUUCUGUUGUGUGUCAUUCACACUUCACAUCACUUUUACUACUAAUUACUACAGUUUGUGAGAUUUUUACAUAUUUAUGUGAUUAGGACUUUUGUACUGACAUUAUUUUAUUAUUAGAUACAUAUCUAUAUAGUACAGAUAAGACAACUCCUAAGAGACAUAAGUGUUAGUAUGGGACCAUUAUUUAUUUACUAUUCUCUUUGAGAGACAUUUUUCUAUGCACUCAGAUCCCAGUGGGAUUGGGGUAUCCUUGACAUAUCCCUGAUGUUGAGAUGACUGGUUGGUUAAUUGAUAAAUAUUCAUUUGACUCUAAAUUAAUGGGUUUGGUAUGAUAUGAGCCAUCACCAUUCACACCCAUCAACAUCUUCUUCCUCCUCCUCAAGAUAAACUGAAUUAUCAGCAAGAACAGAACAGAGCAGAGCAGAGACGACUGUUUCUCUAUAAAGGGAUAAACAAUGAUGGGGAGGAGAAGAGGGUCAUUCUUACAGAAGGGAAAGUUAUAAAUAUAUAUAUCUUUUUGGGAAUUAUGGAACAACUAGAUUACUGUGGUUUUGCUCAACUUGAUGAUCAAGAAUUAGCUCCGACAGACCAAGAAAGAGAAACCUCCAUUUCACUUCCAUGGCAUAUUCCUCCUGGUGAUUCUCUUCCAUUCCAUGGAUAUCAUGAUUCGAGCUCAUUACCUUUUGGAGAAGACAGGUCUAUAAGUGCCUCGAGAAGCCAUAGUCAAGCGGAGAAGCGUAGGAGAGACAGGAUCAAUACUCAGAUGGCAGCUCUUAGAAAGCUGGUCCCCAAGUCAGAUAAGAUGGAUAAGGCAGCCUUGUUAGGGAGUGUAAUUGAGCAAGUGAAGGAUCUGAAGAGAAAAGCAACUGAGGCUAGCAAAAGCCUGAUUGUGCCGGUGGACAUUGAUGAAGUAACUGUAGAAUUGUUUCUGGACGAAGAAGAAGAUGAAGAAGCAGCAGCAGCAGCAGCAGCUUGUUCAAGUGAAAUUAACAACAACCCAGAAAGCAUUCUGAUAAGGGCAUCGGUUUGCUGUGAGGAUCGUCCGGAGCUGUUUGAGGAGCUGAGCCAGGCACUGAAAAGCCUGAAUCUGGGGACAGUAAGAGCUGAAAUUUCGUCUUUAGGGGGAAGAGUGAAGAGCAUAUUGGUCCUUUGCACAAGCAAAGGGGUGUGCUUGAAUAGCCUUAAGCAAUCACUCAAAGGGGUUUUGGUUAAAAUUGCUUCGUCUUCUGAAACAUCAGGUGCAUCCAGUUACACUAUUAAGAGCAGAAGGCAGAGGUUCUUCUUUCCUAGUUCCCAAUGCUCCACAACUUUUUUCUCUUGAUUUCCCGUGGUGGGUGGGUGGGUCUUACAACCUUAAACUGUUUUGUUUGUUUCUUUCUUUUUUGAAAUGUUUCAUGAUUGGGGGGAGGAGAAAUAAUCAUCUUUACUCUUGUGAUCACAA
Messenger RNA from Impatiens glandulifera, 1968 nucleotides. Its product is annotated as transcription factor bHLH51-like. Gene Ontology annotation, biological process: regulation of DNA-templated transcription. The transcript is spliced from 2 exons. Gene Ontology annotation, molecular function: DNA-binding transcription factor activity; protein dimerization activity. Lineage: Eukaryota; Viridiplantae; Streptophyta; Magnoliopsida; Ericales; Balsaminaceae. The record is from RefSeq and is a predicted model, not a curated record. The coding region runs from base 1054 to 1848 and encodes 264 amino acids.